UUGACUCCUCAAUGGCGGCACCACACGUAGCUUAAAAUAAAGAAACGGAACUCCUCCCUCCUCCGCCAAUCAAAACGCGCCAACACACAAACCCGUCUUCGGUAAAAUAGACCCACCCAAACCCAACCUCCGCCGCUGCUCCUCAAAGUGCUUCACCAAACCCACACACCCCUCUGUUUCUGCAUUUUUUUUAAAAAAGCCUACAAAUUCCACUGUCGCUACAAUCUUCUCAGUCCACCGCACCAGACCCGAUUACCAUUUCCAUUUCCAAGCCCGACCCGACUUCAUUUUCCCCAAACUCUUUUUUUCUCUCUAAUUUUCUCUUUAUUAUUUUUUAAUAUUUUGGAGUUUUGAAUCUGAUUUAGUGGAUUUGGGAGAGGGAUUUGGAUUUCGACCAUGUUACGCCUCUGAGGGUUUUUUGUCGGAGAUCGAUCAAUGGCGUCGAUCCGGCGAACUCUAUCGCCGGCGUUCAGAGACCGGCCGUAUGUGAACGGCGUCGGGUCUCCAUUUUCGGUGCAAUCGCCGUCGCCGAAGCUUCUGUCCAGCUCCAGAUAUUCACCGCCUUUUCCGUCGGCGAUUCUCGCCUUCACCGUCACCAUCCGGCGCUUCGUCGCCGGAGCUCUUUUCCACCGACCUAAUCGCAAAGGCCAGCAAUGGCGUCGAGUGUUCUACAGGUGCUUGCUCUUCUUCUUCCUAGGGAUUUUGCUCGGUCUGUUGCCGUUCGGCCACGUGGACGACGAUGACGAGAUUCGAGGCCGGAGCUUCAAUUUCGACAUCAAGCCUUCGCACGUUAAUGUGCAGUUCGACAACGACAACACGGAUCGCGUCGUAAAACGGAGGGAGGAUCUCGUCGUCGACGUGAGCCUCGGCGUGGUGGAGAGUAGAGGGGAGUUGGUGCCGAGGAAGCAGCUGAUUAUUGUGACACCGACGUACAACCGCGCGCUGCAGGCCUAUUUCUUGAACAGGUUGGGGCAGCUGCUGAGGCUUGUACCUCCGCCGCUGCUUUGGAUUGUGGUAGAGAACAAAGCGGCGUCGUUUGAGACCGCCGAGAUUUUGAGGAAGAGCAGCGUGAUGUAUAGGCAUUUGGUGUGUGGCAACAACUCGACGAGCGCGAAGGACCGAGGCGUGUAUCAGAGGAACACGGCGUUGGAGCACAUUGAAAGGCAUACACUUGAUGGCAUUGUGUACUUUGCUGAUGAUGACAAUAUAUACUCGCUCGACUUGUUUGAUCGCUUGAGAGACAUUAGCCGUUUCGGAACUUGGCCAGUUGCUAUGUUAGCACAAAGCAAAAACAAGGCUAUAUUAGAAGGUCCAGUAUGCAAUGGGAGCCAAGUAAUUGGAUGGCACACCAAUGAGAAAAGCAAGAGACUCCGUAGGUUUCAUGUUGAUAUGUCCGGAUUUGCAUUUAAUAGCACAAUAUUGUGGGAUCCAAAGAGAUGGCACCGCCCCACUUAUGUUCCAAUUCGACAAUUAGACACAGUGAAGGAGGGUUUCCAAGAAACCACUUUUAUAGAACAAAUUGUGGAAGAUGAAAGACAAAUGGAAGGUAUGCCAGCUGGUUGUUCAAAAGUAAUGAACUGGCAUCUGCAUUUGCAAGCUCAUAGUCUUGUUUAUCCCAAAGGCUGGCAACUUCAGAAGAACCUAGAUAUUGUUCUCCCCAUUAAAUGAUAGAACUCACUAACCGUGCAAGUUUGAUUCCUAUAGCGGGAGAAAGUUCUCGAAUUACAUGUUGGUGGUUCUCUGCCCCUGAAUGGAUCAUUGCUUGAUUUUGGUACAAUCAAAGCAUUUAAGCAGCCUAGUAGAACCCGACUGGCAACGACAAACAAACAGAAGAUUUACGGUUUUUGUUUGUAGAUUUUUUUUUCCUGCAUGAUAUUCUUUUACAGAAACGAAAUUUCGUUUUUGUUGUAGAUUUCUUGGUGUUUGAUAUCGUUUCUUUGUUCUUUUCAAAUUGCUUAAUAUUCAGCUCAGUUCGUACACC
Prunus avium (sweet cherry) is the source of this 1981-nucleotide messenger RNA. RefSeq names its product Nucleotide-diphospho-sugar transferases superfamily protein (gene IRX9-L). Gene Ontology annotation, cellular component: Golgi membrane. Gene Ontology annotation, molecular function: galactosylgalactosylxylosylprotein 3-beta-glucuronosyltransferase activity; xylosyltransferase activity. The record is from RefSeq and is a predicted model, not a curated record. Lineage: Eukaryota; Viridiplantae; Streptophyta; Magnoliopsida; Rosales; Rosaceae. Gene Ontology annotation, biological process: glucuronoxylan biosynthetic process; plant-type secondary cell wall biogenesis.